Molecule: messenger RNA, 355 nt
Organism: Leguminivora glycinivorella
Lineage: Eukaryota; Metazoa; Arthropoda; Insecta; Lepidoptera; Tortricidae
Product: cytochrome b-c1 complex subunit 6, mitochondrial-like
Exons: 3
Coding region: 70-342 (90 amino acids)
Source: RefSeq, a predicted model, not a curated record
UCAAUGUCAAACUUUAAAAUAGUGCAGUGGUUUUUAUUUCCAAGGCCUUAAUUUUCGAAAAGUAAUAUAAUGGGUGGGAAAAAGGAUAAAGAAGAAGCAGAGGAGGAGGAAGAAAAAUUGGAACUGUGGAGUGCAGAUGCGAAUGAUCAGUUGGUCAGGGAGCGUGGGAAAUGCCUGGCACACGACCACCACGUCGCAGUGGUCUUCAAAGAGCUAGAAGACUGUCAGAAACGGGUGAAAGGCAAAUCCUACACGGCGGAGACCUGUCACCAGGAGAUGAAGGAUCUGAUGGAGGCGGUGGACCAUUGUGUGGGCGAUAAGGCGUUUCUAUUGUUGAAAUAAAAGAUUUACGGUA